GCAGUCCCUUUCAUUGGUUACACUUGGCCAUUGUUAGGUGUUGUGUUUUAGAGCAUCAAGUUUUUGGCGCCGUUGCCGGGGACUUUCUAGAGUAUUAGGAAAGGCAGAAGUUUGUUACUUUAGCGUUUUUCUUUUCUUUUCCACCCUUUCUUUUCACUUGGGUGUUUUUGUUUUUGUUGGUGCAGAUCUGAAUCAUGGAUCCUAAUGGCUUCUCCAAUCAUUGGGGGUAUCCACCACCAUCCGGGUGGUAUUACCCCGUGACUCCCUACAGCAAUCAAGGAGGAGAAGACUAUGGAUUCGGGUUCCAGUACCAACCCCCUUACUACGGAGAACAAUCAGACCCCUGGGCAUAUCAAGAACAACCUCAUUACCAAGAAGACUUUCUCCCACAACCAGAAGGGCCAUCGGAGCUGGAGUUACCCAUGGCGGCCUUCACGGGCCACUCUGCAGAGCCAUGCUACACUUCACUGGAAGAUCCGAACGAACAAUUAAGGCUUCUCGUGGAGCAGUUUGCUCGAGACACUGAGAAAUCAUGCUCCAAGAUGGAUCUUCAAAUCAAAGCCCUUGCCACUUCCGAUCCCUCAUUUCUCCAUGAUAUGGAGGAGACUGUUCAGCGCUCAGCGAAGCAAACAGAGUGGGUGAAGCAAGUUUGCUCACAUCUUGCUCAAGAUCACCUUUCUGCUGCCACGCUAGAAGAGGUGGAGGAUGACAAAGGCUAUGGGAGCGUUGAGGAGCAUACAGAAGUUAUCACAGAGAACUCCCAUGAUAACCAUGAUCAGGAAAGUCCUUUGGUUGCAGACCACACCUUUCCUCAUUUAUGCUCUAACAUGUUGGGCCCGUGCGAGGAGAUGCAAGAUGAUCCCAUUGAAGAAAUUGCUUGGCGACUUGCUCUCCAAUCUGUUCUAGAAGAAGAAGAGCGAGCAAGGAUGAGGAAGAAAGUUGUGGAUGAUGAGGAAGAAAGAAAAGAAGAGGUGGUUCUUGAUCUUUUCCCAGGGGAGAGACCACAUUUUGAAGAAGGAAGGGGGGUUGAGGAAGCAAUUGGCGUCCAGGCUGAGGAUGAAGUUGAGGUGGAAGAGGCAUGCACCGGCCAUGAGUUGCAAGUAAUAUCCCCACCAAACUUUGAGGAACUGCUUGGCAAGGACCCAUUUGCAGUGUCUCUUUGCCAGACCAAGGCCACAUCGACAUCGGUCCCUCUUGGUGGACGCGAUGGUGGCCAAUCGAUGCUGUCAUAUCUGGUUUGGGGCAAUGAGACGAGAGAAGAGAAGAAGAGGUCUCGAGGGUGGAGACUUCAUCUGCAUCAAGUACAUGAGCCUUCAUCACCUGCCACACCACAUGCUCGUGACUUGAGACUCCACCUCAUCGACGAGAACCUCAACUUCAAGGAGGUUCUAGCAUGGACCGAAACUUAGGAGCCAUCGUCCGGCUCACGACGUGAAAGAAGCGCUUGUUGGGAGGCAACCCAACCAGUCGGUUUGCAUUUCUUUCUCUAUUUCUCCUCGGUUGAGUCAGUUUUGUUAUUUGAUUUUAGAGUCAAUAACUCAACCUUUGUGAGAUUUUGUGUGGUGUUUGUGUUCUGAUUACUCUCUCUUCCUGGACUGCACUGCCUGACCCGUACAUCAUCAUUCACCCUUGAUCUGGUAACUUCGUUCAACCCUCCUUAUCUUUCCUCCAUUGAGGACAAUGUCGUGCUUAAGUGUGGGGGGGUGUUCGAUUAUGUAUGCGGGUGAAUGUUUGGCUGUUUGUGUGCUUGGAGCCUAGUCCACUGUCCAAAUUUUUAAAUUUGAGGACUCCAAGUACGUGUUUCCUUGCAAUUGCCUGCUCAGUAUGCUUUGAAUUGACAGUCUUUAUAGUAAUAUGCAACCUAGGGAGGUAGUGUAGCACUAUGGAGGAUGUUGAUGCAUUUAAGAAGUCUCGUUUCUUCUUCAUAUUGUGUUGGUUGAUUGAGUGAAUUAGUGAUCUUAGGACCCUUGAAUUGUGUGGUGUUGUGGAUUCUCUGCCUGUCAUGGACUCUUGUAUCAUGUUUUGAGUUUAACAGGUGCUCGAAAAUGUGCUUCAAAUAACGUCUCCCGUGCGAAUAGGGCGAAAGUGUGUAAGGGGAGACGGGAAUUCGUUCCCAAUUUCCACCUACUACCUCCAGCCCCCUUACAUGUCUUUCCCCCGCACGAGGCUCGAGACACCCGCUCCUGGCAUGGCCGGUAAGAGCAGGUUGGGACCCUUGAAAAGAAAAGAAAAGAAAAAUAACAGAAAACAAGCAAAAUAGAAAAAAAGGGGGUUCCAACCAUCUUCAAGAAUAAAAUAGAGCACCUUGAAAAAUGUGAGUCCAUGAUCUUUUGUUUUUGAGAAUCUCUUCAUCCACAAUUCAUUUGUCCUCUGUUCACUAUUUGCCGUGAUGCCGACUCGCCGAAGAAGUUAUGAGAUGACUUGUGCGUCGGUUGACCUCGUAAGUUGCUAAAUGAUCUAGGAAGUCCUCUACCUACGAUCUGGGUUGUUUGUUGCUAUAGAGGUCUGGAGAGUUGCAUUGGUUUGAGUUAGGUUUGCUUGGGGACAAGCAAACGGUUAAGUGUGGGGGAGUUUGAUAGACCGUCAUUUACACAUGUUUUUACCCCCAUUCUUACACCGUUUGAGGUGUUGAUUCUCGUGUUUUAGGCUGAUUUCACGCUAGGUUGUGCUUGUUUGUGAUGUUUCAGGUCCUAGUACGUGAAUGAAGGCUUAGGAGCGAGUCUGGGGUCGAUUGGACGAAGAACGGACGAAUGGCGAGGUUUUUGGGGAGCUGCAAGGGCAGACCAGGGAGGCUGCACGGCCGUGCACGUGAGCAAUAUGGCCGUGCGCCUUAUGCCGAGGACACGCAUGGGCAACCCCUGGAGCUCGCACGGCCGUGCACCCUGGCCGUGCGAGAGGGCUGAAGUUCGACUAAAUGACACGCUGCGUUUUGAGUUGCACGGCCAGAAUGGUGAUAUGCACGGCCGUGCACCCUGGCCGUGCGAGUCGGGAUUUCCUGGUUUUAAGCCAAAUUCCGAACCAAAGAGGAGGGAGAGCUGGGUUUUGGAUCCCAAACACCCAAGGGACGAACCCUAGAGAGAGAGAGCGACUUGGGAACAUUCUUGGAGCUAUUUUGGAGGAUUUCUUCGCCAUUGAAGCUCGGGAAUCAAGCUUGGAGAUGGAGAUUGAAGAUCUAGAUCAGAUUUCUGCAGUCUCUCUCUUCUCUAUGGAGUAACUUCCCUUCACUUAGGUUUUGAGGAACCUUAGUUCCAUGAGUUAGGAUCUU
Messenger RNA from Linum trigynum, 3265 nucleotides. Lineage: Eukaryota; Viridiplantae; Streptophyta; Magnoliopsida; Malpighiales; Linaceae. The record is from the annotation of a GenBank genome assembly.